AUGGCCAGUGCGAAGUCGGAAGCAGACCAGCAGGAGCUGAGUAUGGGGCAUUUUGGGGUGCCAGAAUUUGGCUGGAGAGUACCGCUCGACCACGAGUUUCCGGAGAAGUGGCAAACACUGAAGCGUCUGAGAUUCCUUCAUAUAGUGAAGCUCAUUCCCACAAUAUACAGAUAUGUGAAAUUUACGAAGCGAAUGAGAGCUCUCGGUCGAAGACCUUUCAUCGAUGUCAUACCCAUCCCAUUCAAACCGAUAUAUGGGGUGCCCAUUGGUGGGAUAGGAUGUGGGGCCAUCAACAGAGGCUGGAAGGGUGAAUUCUGCCGAUGGUCCCUCACGCCGGGGAUAUACACCUAUGACAUAGUGGAAGCGAACCAGUUCACCGUCAGAAUCCAGCGGCCUGGUAAGCCAGUGUACCAGCAGGUCUUGUACCCCGGCCAGGUCUCCAGCAGGCACCUGGCCCAGGCAUGGCAGUGGCAGUUCCCUGGCGACCAGGCACACUACCACGGCCUGUAUCCCCGGGCAUGGACAGUAUACAGGAUACCAGACCAAGAUGUCACCUUGGUGUGUCGUCAAGUCUCGCCAAUAUUCCCACAUGAUUAUAAAGAUACUUGUCUACCAGUGGGCGUGUUCGUCUGGGAGGUCCACAACCACGCCCAGACCCCAGUCGACGUCAGUAUUAUGUUCACGUGGCAAAACGGGAUCGGUGCGGACAGCGACAAAAACGGCGGCCGAUGGAACGAGGCGUUCUGCAACGAGGGAACGGAAGGUUCCACUGAGGACUCAGUGAUAGGGGUGUUGCUUCAUGACGAGGCGCCCUCCAUGGGAUGCACCAUGGCCAUCUCUGCAGCUAGUCAGGAAGGAGUUAAGGUCACGUACUGCACAGUGUUCGAUCCCAACACCAAUGCUGAUGCAUUAUGGGAAGAUUUGUUGCUGGACGGACAACUCAACUCCUCAACAGUGCCAGCUUUCAAGACAGAUCAGGAUGAGUUGACUGCAGCGGCGGUCUGCGCAUCGUGUCACGUUGAAGAGAAGAGUCGGGGCAAGAUGGAGUUUGUCCUAGCUUGGGACAUGCCUAGAGUUCACUUCAAGAGCAAAGGCCAUUCCUACUUAAGGCGAUACACGCGCUGGUUUGGUCACAACGGCAAGGCGGCAACCAGACUAUGCAGCCACGCUCUACACAGCUAUCCCCAGUGGGAGGAGGCCAUAGAGUCCUGGCAAAGACCAAUCCUGGAUGAAGAUACCUACCCAGCCUGGUACAAGUCUGCCUUGUUCAAUGAGCUGUACUUCAUGUCGGACGGUGGCACCGUCUGGCUUGAGCUACAAGAAGACCAAAGUAACGGCGGCACGACCUGCAGCAAUGGCGUGCAGGACCGUCCGUGUAAGAUGACCGAACUCAGGAAGGAUAUGGGGCUGUUUGCGUACCUUGAAGGUCAUGAGUACAGGAUGUUCAACACGUAUGAUGUUCAUUUCUACGCCUCAUUUGCCCUGGCAAUGUUGUGGCCAAGAAUUGAGAUCAGUCUGCAAGAUUUUAUAGGGAGUUGUGUGAAUGUGAUCGAUGAUGAAUCCUAUUACCAGAUAGCCAAUGGUAGACUGGCCACGAGGAAACAGGCUGACUGUAUACCACAUGACAUAGGAGAUCCUGAAGAGGAACCGUGGAAGCGAAUCAACGGUUACUACCAGCACGACACCUGCAAAUGGAAAGACCUGAACCUCAAGUUUGUCCUGAUGAUCUAUCGGGACUUCUAUCAAAUCCAGGACCUGGUGUUCCUCAGGGAGAUGUACCCAAAGUGCAAGUCCGUCAUGGAAACGUCCAAGCUACAGGACACAGAUGACGACGGUUUGAUAGACAACUCAGGCUCGGCUGAUCAGACGUAUGAUGCGUGGGUGAUGACCGGAGCAAGUGCAUACUGUGGAGGUCUUUGGCUGGCUGCCUUGCGUUGUAUGGUUGAGAUGGCACACAUCCUUGGCAAUGAGGUAGACGCCGCGGACUAUUCAGAAAUACUUGACAAGGGCAGAGUAUCCUAUGAAUCCAAACUCUGGAAUGGCAAGUAUUACAACUAUGACAGCAGCAACACGUCGCCCAGUAAGACCUGUAUGGCCGACCAGACAGCGGGUCAGUGGUACCUACGAGCUUGCAAUCUAACCACAGACCGUUCAGGAGCCGACGUCUUCCCCACGGAUCACGUCCACAGUGCGCUAGCGACCAUCUACAAGAUGAACGUCCUGCCGUUCAGGGAGGGGCGGUUCGGGGCCAUGAACGGGGUCAAACCAAACGGGAAGGUUGAUUCCUGUAGCAUGCAGUGUGAGGAGGUGUGGACUGGGGUGACAUAUGGCCUGGCAGCUAGCAUGAUACAAGAGGGACUAGUCAAGGAGGGUUUCCAGACAGCUAGCGGUAUCUAUCACACCUGUUACGAGCGGGCUGGCCUGGGUUUCCAGACACCAGAAGCCAUCUUGCUAAGACAAGUCCACCGAUCCACGGGCUACAUGCGCCCGCUAGCAAUCUGGGCCAUGCAGUGGGCCCUGGAGAACCGCCACAAGGGGGCAGCAUCCGAGGACUCGGUGAAAACCACCAGCGAGAGCAACGGGAAUAUAUGAUUGUUCAAUCUGUAGACUUAAAAGCUUUUUGUGUGAUAAAAGUUUUUGCCAUGAGUAAGAACAUGCAUGUAUCAGUGUAUCGCAUUCUCGAUAUUAAAGAUGUGUACACAAUAUGUAUGUUUGUUUUGAAUGCAGCAAGCUGUAAUGCUUUGGCAGUUCGAAAACUUCAAUCAGGGUAUGUAAAUUAUAGAUAAGAUGCUCUUGACCAAAGUUGAAUAGAAAUAAUUAAACUAUGACUUUUUUUGCAUGUCUAAAUCAUGUCAAGCUUUACAGUAUUUGUUGUCCAUAAUCUUGCUGAGCUAAGGCGGCAUACAAAUAAAAUGACAAGUUUAAUUUAUCAAUCUGAUCAAAAAAUUGCCAAAAUCAAACUGCUUUUCAAGUCCAGCAAAGGGAACUGCUUGAAAUGGGAUAUGCACCUGUGACCUAUGGAUGUGCACCUAUGGCCUUCGGAUGUGCACCUAUGACCUAUGGAUGUGCACCUAUGGCCUUCGGAUGUGCACCUAUGACCUAUGGAUGUGCACCUAUGGUCUUCAGAUGUGUACCUAUGGCCUAUGGAUGUGCACCUAUGGCCUAUGGAUGUGCACCUAUGACCUACGGAUGUGCACCUAUGACCUACGGAUGUGCACCUAUGACCAACAGAUGUGUACCUAUGGCCUACUGAUGUGCACCUAUGACCUAUGGAUGUGCACCUAUGGUCUUCAGAUGUGUACCUAUGGCCUACAGAUGUGCACCUAUAACCUAUGGAUGUGCACCUAUGGUCUUCAGAUGUGUACCUAUGGCCUUCAGAUGUGCACCUGUGACCUACGGAUGUGCACCUAUGACCUACGGAACACCAUACUGGUGCUGUACCAUUUGAGCCAUCCCUCCCCAUGUAAGCAGCUUGCAUUGAAACUCAUACAUGCUGUGUAAGUAGGGAUCGUGCCCACAGUCACUAUGCAACAUUAGUCAGUUUCCUCCUGUGGUUAGAGACCUUGUGCAAAUCACAUUGUAUGUUCAUAGGUAUGUACACGUCACUGUCUGGGAUUUCUGUGCCACACGAAUAACAUUUUGUUCAUGUGUAACAUUAGGUCUAGGGACUAGGUAGGAAUCUCAGAAUGUCGGCUGAAAAGAUGUUGCUCAAUCAAUUUUGCAUAAUCAAUACACGCAAUGCUAUAUGGUCUAAAUAGUGCAAAGAUCGUAUAGUGCCGACCGCUGCGCGUCUUAACGUGCGUGUGGCAUGCAAUAGAUCAAAAAGGGUUAAGACGAAAAUGCACGGUGAAUGGAACCAAAAAUGCAUGGUUGUGACGUAUGACGAAUGUCACAUGACCUACGAUUCUCCAAUCAAAUGACAAGGAUUUACUUGGGUGUUAUGUACAAAUAAUGAAUGUUUAUGAGUGCAACGGUAAGGAGAAAUUCAUGUGGUGACAGAUGGAAUAUUUGGUUUCACGAGGCGAAACCGAGUGGAAUGGAACAUUCCAUCUGUCGCCGAAUGAAAUUAUUCUUUCCAUUGUACGAAUGUGAAACAUUCAUUAUUUGUUUUAUACAACGCCUGAAUAAAUCCUCGUCAUCUGAUUGAUCAGAGCCUACAAUUGUGUGACCGUGCAAUGAACUUGUUUUUACCUUUGGAUAGAACUUCUAUUUUUGCAUUGCGGCUGGGUCGAGGGUUGGGAUGAAUAAUGCAAUGACAUGUGAUCAAUGACCUACCAAUCAGGUGACGGGGAUUUAUUCAGGGGUUGUAUAAAACUAUUUAAAGGCUCAAAUUAGGUUUUGCCCUUCUAUUUAAAGACUGAAAACAGUCACAGGUGUUAAUCAUGGUACCGUGAUGUCAAGUCUUUCUGCAAAAUCAAAAAGUAAAUAAUGCUAUUUUUAAGCUAAGAGUAACAAAAACAUAUUUUUAAUUCCUUGUUGACUUGCCUCUUCCGUACCUCCAUAUACAUAUAUUCCCACCUGACAUGACAUCCAUGUAUUGAUGUAACAAACGUAUCUGCUUCCACAACAAUCAUGGAAUUGCAAUUCUGUAAAUUAACAAGUAUUUAUAACUAUGGUAGUUUAGUGAGAAAAAAAGUUUUUAAUGGCAUGGAAGAAAAACGAGGCUACUUAUUAAGUGUGCUAAUGUGUGGAAGAAGAGUAAAGAGCUUAUUUCUAAAUGUGAUAUAUCCUUUCAUACUGCAAUGG
Molecule: messenger RNA, 4746 nt
Organism: Patiria miniata (bat star)
Lineage: Eukaryota; Metazoa; Echinodermata; Asteroidea; Valvatida; Asterinidae
Gene: gba2
Product: non-lysosomal glucosylceramidase-like
Exons: 16
Coding region: 1-2592 (863 amino acids)
Biological process (GO): central nervous system development; carbohydrate metabolic process; glucosylceramide catabolic process
Cellular component (GO): membrane
Molecular function (GO): glucosylceramidase activity; beta-glucosidase activity
Source: RefSeq, a predicted model, not a curated record